AUGCAUGCGAAUUAUAGAGAAAAUGGACGGUUUCUUCAUCUAAUUCAACAGGUUCGCGACUUCCUACACCUACUUAUUAAAGUCCAUAAAUGCGAUACUGAAAUGAUCAAGACGUUGGCGUUUCGACUCGGAGCACGGCAUAAAGGCUACAUGAAUGAGGGAAAUGAUAACUCAUAUUGGGCACCAUUUGCUCAGCAACUACCGAUCGCAAUCGCUAAAACAUAUAUGGACGUCGUCAAUCACGACAACAGAAUUCGGCGGAUUUUUCGAGUUCGAGUUCAUGCUGACCGAAGUGAAGAAGAUGAAUUGAUAAAUUCAUGGCGUCAACUGAUGAACACAAUUGUUGAAGCGAUGAAACGCGGCUACGAAGGAUGUGCAUCGCAGAAAACUCCAAUGAGACUCAGCAUAACUAAUAGUAUUAUCUCAAUGGCAUCAUUGCGCUCUGGACGAAGUAGAUCAACAUCGCAAUUUUUGGAGCCCAAUUUGUCGCCAGUAAUCGCCUGCCCUGUAACUCCCGUCAAUACAUCGCCAACGUUGAACGGUCGAAGUCGAAGCAUUUUUCGGGCACGACAACGCCGAUCUAGUCAAGAUUACUCCACGAAACGAAGGCUGAGUUCUCCGAACAAUCCCAGUAAUAGACUCAGCAACAAUGAUCUUCUUCGAAUUGACGACAGUAAAAGCUCCCGAGAACAACGGCGAUCUCUGACCAUAAUACCGUUUCCAUAA
Ostertagia ostertagi is the source of this 726-nucleotide messenger RNA. The record is from the annotation of a GenBank genome assembly. NCBI's taxonomy places the organism in Eukaryota, Metazoa, Nematoda, Chromadorea, Rhabditida, Trichostrongylidae.